AUGCGAUACUCAAUUCUGCUCCCGGCUCUGUUAGCCAUACGCUCAACUCUUGCAAGACCGAGCCAACCCGAGAUCGCCAACACCACAACUCUACCCACUCACUUCGGUCUACUCACGUUUCCACACUUCCAAGCUCUCGACAUCUUCGGCCCCAUGGACGUCCUUAACUCGCUCUUCAUGUACUACCGAAACACAUCCAUUGUGCCGCAUUUUACUGUCUUCAGCAAGACCAUGGAUCCGGUGACGUCGGCCAUGACGGCUGGAGGCUUUGGGCAAGAGAUCAUGCCAACCAUGACUUUCUCAGGCUAUUUGGAUGGGUCUUCUCCAACAGACAAGGGGGAAAUUGACGUCCUCUUCGUUCCGGGCGGUGGAGGGACUCGCAGAGAUAUGACCGAAGAGAUCAACUUCGUCAAGGCUACUUACCCAAAUCUCAAAUACAUCGUCUCCGUCUGCACCGGCGCAACAAUCCUCUCACGCGCAGGCAUUCUUGAUGGCCGCAAGGCAACUACGAACAAGGCUGCCUGGCCCUGGGCUACAUCAACCGGUCCCAACGUAGACUGGGUACCGACUGCGCGAUGGGUCGAAGACGGCAAUAUUAUCUCAACCAGUGGAGUUUCUGCAGGUAUCGAUGGAACGUAUGCGUUCGUUAGUCGCGUGUAUGGCGAGGAGGUUGCGCAUUUCUUGAGUUUGGCGUUGGAGUACAACCGUGAGUUGGACGCGCACCAUGAUCCUUUUGGCAAGAUUUGGGAUGUUCCUGGUGCUACCUAG
Molecule: messenger RNA, 768 nt
Organism: Alternaria metachromatica
Lineage: Eukaryota; Fungi; Ascomycota; Dothideomycetes; Pleosporales; Pleosporaceae
Exons: 2
Coding region: 1-768 (255 amino acids)
Source: RefSeq, a predicted model, not a curated record